Molecule: messenger RNA, 3845 nt
Organism: Phyllostomus discolor (pale spear-nosed bat)
Lineage: Eukaryota; Metazoa; Chordata; Mammalia; Chiroptera; Phyllostomidae
Gene: SEMA3F
Product: semaphorin 3F
Exons: 19
Coding region: 580-2937 (785 amino acids)
Biological process (GO): neural crest cell migration; negative regulation of axon extension involved in axon guidance; positive regulation of cell migration
Molecular function (GO): chemorepellent activity; semaphorin receptor binding
Source: RefSeq, a predicted model, not a curated record
CCGGCUGCGGCCGCGAGACCAGAGCCAGCGAGCUAGCGAGCGGCCGCGCUCCGGCCAGCCCCGAGUGCAGCGAAGGGCCAGGGCUUGCGGCGAGGAGCGGCGCAUCCCCGCGCGGCCGCCGGGCCCCAGCCCAGCAACCAGGCAGGCACAGCGCCAUCGGGCCGAGCUGAGCGCAGCGCCCCGAAGCCGAGCGCGCCGUUGCCCGCGCCCCGAGUCCCGCGCCGGGGAAUGCGCCCUCGGCGCGCCGGCCAGGGGGCGCCCGCAGCCCACCCGGGGGGAGGCGGCCCCGAGCGCCCCUGAGCCUUCCCAUGGCCCGGGCUGGGGCCCGGGGCCUCAGCCGCUGACGCGCUUGAAGCCCUCGGAACCCGUUAAGCCGGGGCCGCGGCGCUGACCCGUGUUCAGGCACAGCGGCGAGAGGGCGCGGGCAGGGCCAUGGCCCCGGGGGGCCGCUAGCCCGGGCCGGCCCAACCGGGAGCGGCUCUGCGGCCGCCGCCGCCGCCCGGGAGCCCAGGCCCCGCCGCCGCGGAAGAGGUGUCCAGACAGCCGAGCUUGCUUCCCGGGUCCUCGGCCCCUCCCACAAUGCCUGUCGCUGGCCUCCUCCUCUGGGCUUCCCUAGUGAUUGGGGCCUGGCCAGCCGCCCCCUUCCAGGACCACCUCCCGGCCACGCCUCGGGUCCGGCUCUCAUUCAAAGAGCUGAAGGCCACAGGCACCGCCCACUUCUUCAACUUCCUGCUCAACACCACCGACUACCGCAUCCUGCUCAAGGACGAGGACCACGACCGCAUGUACGUGGGCAGCAAGGACUACGUGCUGUCCCUGGACCUGCACGACAUCAACCGCGAGCCGCUCAUUAUCCACUGGGCGGCCUCCCCGCAGCGCAUUGAGGAGUGCGUGCUCUCAGGCAAGGAUGGCAACGGUGAGUGCGGGAACUUCGUCAGGCUCAUCCAGCCCUGGAACCGAACGCACCUGUACGUGUGUGGGACCGGCGCCUACAACCCCAUGUGCGCUUAUGUCAACCGUGGCCGCCGCGCCCAGGCCGCUCCCUGGACCCAGAUGCAGGUGGCCCGAGGCCGAGGCAGCAGAGCCACGGAUGGCGCCCUCCGCCCGACGCCCACAGCCCCACGCCAGGACUACAUCUUCUACCUGGAGCCCGAGAGACUCGAGUCAGGGAAGGGCAAGUGUCCGUACGACCCCAAGCUGGACACAGCCUCGGCCCUCAUCAAUGAGGAGCUCUAUGCUGGUGUGUACAUCGACUUCAUGGGCACGGACGCAGCCAUCUUCCGUACCCUGGGAAAGCAGACGGCUAUGCGCACAGACCAGUACAACUCCCGGUGGCUCAAUGACCCGUCUUUCAUCCACGCGGAGCUCAUCCCCGACAGCGCCGAGCGCAAUGACGACAAGCUCUACUUCUUCUUCCGCGAGCGGUCGGCAGAGACGUCGCAGAGCCCCGCGGUGUACGCCCGCAUCGGGCGGAUCUGCCUGAACGACGACGGUGGCCACUGCUGCCUGGUCAACAAGUGGAGCACGUUCCUGAAGGCGCGGCUGGUGUGCUCCGUGCCGGGCGAGGACGGCAUCGAGACGCACUUUGAUGAGCUCCAGGAUGUGUUUGUCCAGCAGACCCAGGACGUGAGGAACCCCGUCAUUUAUGCUGUCUUUACCUCCUCCGGCUCCGUGUUCCGAGGCUCGGCCGUGUGCGUGUACUCCAUGGCGGACAUACGCAUGGUCUUCAACGGGCCUUUCGCCCACAAGGAGGGCCCCAACUACCAGUGGAUGCCCUUCUCGGGGAAGAUGCCCUACCCACGGCCCGGCACGUGCCCUGGCGGGACCUUCACACCGUCCAUGAAGUCCACCAAGGACUAUCCCGACGAAGUGAUCAACUUCAUGCGCAGCCACCCCCUCAUGUACCAGGCCGUGUACCCGCUGCAGCGGCGACCCCUGGUGGUCCGCACGGGUGCUCCCUACCGGCUCACCACUGUCGCCGUGGACCAGGUGGAUGCAGCCGACGGGCGCUAUGAGGUGCUUUUCCUGGGCACAGACCGCGGGACAGUGCAGAAGGUCAUCGUGCUACCCAAGGAUGACCAGGAGAUGGAGGAGCUCAUGCUGGAGGAAGUGGAGGUCUUCAAGGAACCAGCCCCAGUGAAGACCAUGACCAUCUCUUCCAAGAGGCAACAACUGUACGUGGCCUCCGCUGUGGGUGUCACCCACCUGAGCCUGCACCGUUGCCAGGCCUACGGGGCUGCCUGUGCCGACUGCUGCCUCGCCCGGGACCCCUACUGUGCCUGGGACGGCCAGGCCUGUUCGCGCUACACGGCGUCCUCCAAGAGGCGGAGCCGCCGGCAGGACGUCCGGCACGGGAACCCCAUCAGGCAGUGCCGCGGCUUCAACUCCAACGCCAACAAGAACGCCGUGGAGUCGGUGCAGUACGGCGUGGCGGGCAGCGCCGCCUUCCUGGAGUGCCAGCCCCGCUCGCCCCAGGCCACCGUGAAGUGGCUGUUCCAGCGAGACCCCAGUGACCGGCGCCGGGAGAUCCGCGCCGAGGACCGCUUCCUGCGCACCGAGCAGGGCCUGCUGCUUCGCGCCCUGCAGCUCAGCGACCGCGGCCUGUACUCCUGCACGGCCACCGAGAACAACUUCAAACACGUCGUCACGCGGGUGCAGCUGCACGUGCUGGGCCGGGACGCUGUCCACGCUGCCCUCUUCCCGCCGCCGGCCGCCAGCGCCCCGCCCCCCGCAGGCGCCGGGCCCCCCACCCCCUCCUACCAGGAGCUGGCCCAGCUGCUGGCCCAGCCCGAAGUGGGCCUCAUCCACCAGUACUGCCAGGGCUACUGGCGCCACGUGCCCCCCAGCCCCCGGGAGGCUCCGGGGGUGCCCAGGCCCCCCGACCCCCAGGACCAGAAGAAGGCCCGCAACCGCCGCCACCACCCGCCGGACACCUGAGGCCAGCUGCUGGAGCCUGGCCACGGGCCAGCCGGUCCCUCAUCCCUUUUAAUAUAAAAGAUAUAUAGAUAUAUAUAUAUAUAAAAAUAUCUAUAUUCUAUACACACCCUGCCCCUGCAGAGACAGUAUUUAUUGGUGGGUUGUACAGAGCCUGCCUCCGCGGCAGCGUCGUCCGGAACUCAGACCCACGCCGGUCAGAGACGGCAGGAAACCGGCCGCCCGAGCGGGCCCAGCCAGCGGGUAGGGCCCGGCCAGGACCGCACAGGCCCCGGCUCAGCUGGGGGUCCGCCUGCCCGCCAGCCGCCGCUGAGACCCACAGGACACCGGGAGGGAGCCCGCCCGCCCCCCACCCAGACCGGCGCGGGCUGCGCACCGUUGCCGGCGUGCGCCGUCCCCCGAGCCGCCCUGCGGACUGAGGACUGCUUCGGAGACUGGGGGUGGGCGGGGCUCAGACGCCCUCGGAGCGGGAGGGGAGGAGGGGCCGGCACCGGAUGCCCGCCCCUGCCUGGGAGGGGGCACUCAGUCAAGGCCAGCCCCUUCCCCGGUAUUUAUUCUCUAUUUAUUGGGGACUAGAGAAGGGGAGCCCCGCGUGGGGCUCCUGCCCCCUCCCCUCCCCUCCCCGCCUGGCCGUGCUACCUCCUCGCUUUGUCUGCGCCACUGACUCAGGGGCUGGGGGAACAGCCGAGGGGCCGGGCGCAAGCAGGGCUGAGGGCAGAGGGGGCCGCGGCGGAGGCUUGGGGCCUGCAGGCCGCCCGCGCUCCCUGGUGCCCACCGCUUCAGAUGAUGGGUGUAAAUAGCUCAGGGGGGCCGCUGGGGCGGGGGGUGGGGCUCCUGGCGGCCCUCUGCUGCCCAGGCCACCGCCACCCUUGGGUUCCACCUUGUUAAUAAACACUGGCUCUGGGACUGGA